Varroa destructor (honeybee mite) is the source of this 1470-nucleotide messenger RNA. RefSeq names its product eukaryotic translation initiation factor 3 subunit f1 (gene eIF3f1). Gene Ontology annotation, biological process: translational initiation. NCBI's taxonomy places the organism in Eukaryota, Metazoa, Arthropoda, Arachnida, Mesostigmata, Varroidae. Gene Ontology annotation, molecular function: translation initiation factor activity; translation initiation factor binding; metallopeptidase activity. Gene Ontology annotation, cellular component: eukaryotic translation initiation factor 3 complex, eIF3m. The record is from RefSeq and is a predicted model, not a curated record.
CGAACAGCAGGCAACGGAGAGCAGUCGAAAACCCUCAUAUUCCUGUGUGGCGUGGUCGCAUUUACGCUGUAGUGUAUGUUCUAGUGUGAGUAACUCGCCGGCUAAUAGGUUGCGGUAGUGUUGGUAACUUGCUGCGAUUCGCACAGCUUUGUUUGUCGCACACUGUCUAGCCGUUUCGUGGCCUGUCGGCAAUCUUUGGUCUCUUGUUCUUAUCAAGUUGGUACUCGUUCAACCGCAACCACGGCGCCCUCAACCGCAAAUUCUCUUCAGAAUCUAAAGAUGCCGAAAAUCACAACAGUUCGGUUACAUCCGACAGCCUUGUUCACUAUCGUGGACUCGUACGAGCAUCGAAGUGAAAACCAGCAGAGGGUUAUCGGCACCCUGCUAGGAUCGUUUGACUUCGCUAAGGGAGCCGUCGAUAUUACCAACUGCUUCCACGUAAACCACAGCGAAAGCGGUGAUGAGGUCGGAUUAGAUUUGGAAUACGCAAAAACGACCACAGAAUUGCACCGACGCGUCAAUCCGACCGAGCAAGUGGUGGGUUGGUUUGCGACCGGCGCUGAAAUUCCUAACACGUCGGUGCUUAUCCAUCAGUAUUAUUCGUCGUUAACAAAGCACACACCGGUUCACGUUACGGUCGAUACAUCGAUGGAGGGUAGCGAUUCGAGGAUGGGCAUCAAGGCUUACGUUGGCGUUAAUUUUGGAGUCCCGCGACAUACAGUUGGCACAAUGUUCCCGCCCUGCAAAGUUGAAAUCGUUGGCUAUCAGGAAGAAACAGUAUCACUGCGAGCUUGCCAGCGAACGCGAGAGGUUCCAGAGGGAAGUACGACUGGUGUGGAGCUACCGACUGACCUGGACACGGUUAUCGAGGCCUGUGUGGAUAUGCGACAAAUGCUUAAGAUCGUCAUUGAUUACGUUGAUAAUGUGCUGGCAAAUCGCAUCCCAGCAGAUAACACCGUGGGUCGUCGACUAAUGGACAUGGUCCACUCGGUGCCGAAAAUGGAUAACGAACGUUUCCAGGAAGUGCUCAACGGAGACAUGAAGGAUCUACUAAUGGUUGCCUAUCUAACAAUGAUCACUAAGACCCAACUGUGCAUCAAUGAGAAGCUCUGCCUCAUGUAAAUCAACACCGAUCGACUCAAGCAACGCAAGGAAAUUUAAUCCAGCGUAAACAACACUACCAGCAAAUAUUCUGUUAGCUAGUACAACAUACAAAUAUAUUUUGUUCACGUGAAUCUGUUUAUAUACGAAUUCCUGCUGAUCAUUUAGUGUUAACAGCUGAUACCGAACCCGAUGUCGCGUCGUAACGACAUAAUAAUUAAUAAUGAAUAUGAUCGCUAUAUUAACAAAGGGUGGCAAAGAAAGGAGACGAAAGAGUUCCGGCUGUUGCCGCGAUAAGCUAGUAUGCUGGGAGUGCCGUGUUAAGGAACGACGGAAAGCGAGGAGCAAAUGUAGAACAAUUUGCGCACA